AGCUGGCACAAAGCCGGACUUAACAGAGUGUAAAGAAACGAGGAAAUGGUAGAGUAUGUGGAUGACGACACGGCAAGAAAGCAUCUGCUUGGAGGGUCUUGUCUGUUUAUCUCUGUACGCAUGCAUGGUUUAUCACCGCGUGAGUGUGUGUGUGAGAGAGAGAGAAAGAUGGGGAAGGCUUCACGGAAAGGCAAACACACGCUGAAAACGGGUAAAAACGCACACACACGCGCGUGUUGCAGGCUCGUUCCCCGGCUGCGCGCGCACAGCUUGUCUGUUGCAGGCCGUACGUCAUUCAUGCUGUCACUCACGGCAGUCACUCCCCUGAUACUGACACGCCGCCUGAGCGUCCCGCUGGCCUCCACACUCCCUGCUGCUUCUGCCGCACGCAGCACGCGCGCCUCCGCCCGCUUCAAACCUGCUGCGCCGUUGGCCGAGACGCGCAAACACGUACUCCUACUCACAGGUGUACGUACACACACACGUGUGCACGUGCAUGCUCGGACAGACGCAUGCAAGAGACACGCGUGGAAAGAAGUGUGCGGCGCUGUGUUUGUUUCAUGUCAGUUUCAAACAACUUCGCCGCAUGGAGGCGGUCGGAAGGGUAUAAAUGACAGCAGGAAAAAAAGAAGUCAGAUUGUGUUAAAAUUGUGCUGGGAUUAGUUGAUUGGACCACUCGAGGACUUGUUUUUGUGGAGACUGAGUUUUGUUGUUUCUCACAGGGUGUUUGGAGAGUCGGUAAACAAACAACACGCACGUACACAGAACAACUCGUCGCCGCACGACUUGGUGUUGGAGUUAUCUGCUUCUGACAUACCUCUCACCCUGCUUUGGUGAGUCGCGCCUGUCAGCUGAUUCCGCGCUCGUCGACUCUCGAGAAACAUCCCCCCCCCCCAGUCCAACUCCACCACAAACUCACCCACCCACGUGGAGUGUACGUCACAGAGCGAGGCUCUCGUGCUGCGCGACGUCACAGGCAGCCGGUGUCUUUGAUGAUCGGGGUGUGAUUGCGACUGGCGCGCAGUGCAGCGAGAGCUUUGUCUUGACGAGGGUACGCGGCUGCUGAGCCACCCGUUUCUACUCGUUCACUGUUUAAGUGGUUGGAACUUACCGGACAACUACCUGCUGUGUGUGUUUUCACUUAACGGUAAAGCUCCUGGCGAGGAUUCACAGCGGCAGAGAAUGUAGUAACAGUUCAUUGAAUCUUCUUUCAUUAACACCUCAGCGCAGUUUGAGAGCAGCAGACAGGAUACUUACAUACUUUGAAAGUUUGUGAGACUCGUGAACUGUUGGACGAGAAAAUAAACCUUGAACUACCCGGGGAACACGAGCAGCAGCAGAGGUGGGUUUGAGAAUAAAUAUAUUCUUUUUUUCCCAACCUUGGCUACCCGUGUGAGAGCUACACGAGACUAAAGAGGACACCAACCUCCGUGGUGUGAUUUGUCACCUGUUUGCACCUGGAAGGCUCUACUCAAGCCGGUUGUCGUCAUGUCAGCGGCCGCUUUGAUCUUGCUCUUUGUGCAGGGUUUUCAAGGCACUUCCGGCGAGGCAGCAGACAGGAGGCCUCACCUGUCCCUCCCGACGUCUACUGUCUGUCCGGACACCCACGUGUGGUCAGAACAGAUUGCCAGGUGCUGCCCCGUGUGCCCGUGGGGCACCGGAGCCUGGAGCCUUGCGCUGUCCCCUUGGACUACGACUCCGACCCUGAUGACAAAGAUGACGAAAACUUCGCAAGCGAGGACUCCAGGCCAGCAGCCACCUCGUCGUCGUCAUUACCAAGGGACAGCAGCACGACCCUCAGGCCGGACGCGGUUGCGGCCCCUCCUGGUUGCUGGCCAUGCGUCAGCGGCGUAACCUUUUCGCCCAACGCCAGCCACCAGGAGGCGUGCCGCACGUGCAGCACGUGCCCCAAGAACGCACGCAUGGUGACCGCCUGCAACGCCACACACGACGUCGUGUGCGCAUGCGAGGAGGGCUUUUUCCGGUCGGAGGAGACAGGCCAGUGCGUGCUGUGUGACCUGUGUCCGGCGGGUUGGGGCGCCAGCACGGCCUGCGGCAGCAGCACCAACACCGUUUGCCGCAAGUGCCUCAACGGCACGUACUCUGACGUCCUCAACGCCACGGCUUCGUGUCGCCGCUGCACCGUCUGCGGCGAGGGCCAGCGGAUGCUGCAGACCUGCACCGCCACCCAGGACACCAUCUGCCUUAGGAAGUACAUGGACAUCCCACCCACUUAUCGCUAUGACAUCGACGGCAAGGAGUACCAAGGGCUGGACCGCUUCUACCCAGGGCACGGCGGCGAGGACGAUGACGGAGAUAACCAGCCCCCGGCCCAUCACGACGACGACGACGACGGGGGCAUUGACGUCAUCCCGUUGUAUUGCGCGGCGCUAGGGGCGGUGGUGGUGGGUCUUCUGGCCUACGUGGCGCUCGUGCAUUAUCGGCGCAUGCGCGACAAGCGGAUGGCGCGCGAGCCCCAUGAAGACGUGGAGUACUCCAAGGCGUCGUGCGCGGACAGCGGCAUUUACGUGGAGAGCGACCACCAUCACCACCAUCACCACCACCAGAAAAAGAGCGUCCACGCCGUGCCGAUGACAAGCAAUAUGCGGUUGCGGGACGUGCCCCAGGCAAAGAAGAAGGAGUUGGAGAAGACGUACCUGGCCGGGUGCAGGGGCGACAGCGACUGGAAAAGCCUCGCACGCGAGUUGGGUUACAACAGCGGCAAGAUCAGCAGCUUUGAGUCACGUGGCAGUCGCGACCCAGGCGCCCCCUUCCGUCACGUAAUCCACGACUGGAGUCGUCUAGAGGGCGCCACGAUCGGGGCUUUCUUGAAGGCGCUGCGUAACACAGGACGUCACGACGUGGUCAAGUUCUUGCAGGCGGAAUGCAACGAGCAUCUGCAGCCGUUAAACAGCUGCCUGCCGCAGCAGGUUGUAUAGUGCAGCCACAACGUCUGAGGCAGACGUCUUCUCUGGGCACAUACAGCAGCAGCAGCAGCAGCAGCAGCAAAGAGUUUGAAGACACGUGAACCGUGAAAGACAGCAUCGCGCGACACGGACAGAAGUUUCUCUUAACUUUUGAUGCCCUGUGACGUCACUAACGGGCUGCAGAGAUUGCUUGUGGGUGCGUCUGGUGCACGUGCUGCGCUUUUUCCGGUUUCAUUCUCUAGGGAUGGUGUUAGAACUCUGCAAGAACGGUGCAAUCUAAAGCGCAGAGCUUGGAUUUUUUAAAAGACCUCCCCCUCUCUUCCCCCCAACACACACUGAACUUUAUUUUGUGUUACAAGCGCUGACGCCGAAGAUGUAUUUAUUUUACUAGUGGAAGCUGAUUGAUUGAGUCCCUUUUCGGAGAUCUUUUGCGUAAACCGAUCCACGUAUAAAAUGACUGAUGACUUCCUGCACGAGUACAAGCACUGGUGGGUCUAAAUAUAGUUUUCUUGCCUGUAGACCAAAUGUUCACACAGUUCCAGUCGUAAACUGUAUAGAUGCUCAUCCUCCUCACAGUUUCUCACAUCACCACCAAAUGUCGCUCAAUACACAUUAUUGUACAUGUGUAAGUAUUUUCAUCCGGUUUAAUUUUGUUUGGGUGGGGUCUGGGCCGUUAGAGCCAGAAUUGCAAGACUCGUUAAAAUGGGCGAAGUUAGUGAAGCGAAACUUCCGCCCCCUGUUUAACACCUGAUGUGUCAGAUUGUUUAUUACCUGCUGACGUGCAGACGGGCACAUCAGAAGCAAGCAGAAUGGAACUGAACUUCAUCCUGACGAAACCGGAAGACUCUUUAGGAGAAACUUAAAUAGAUGACGAGUCACCUGAGGGCUGAAGCAGAACUUUCAAAAAAGAUGACCUGCAUAGUGUGAGCGAUAUAAAGUUUACUGAAGUGACAAGAGUUGCUUGCGAGUGAUGGCGACGCCCACACGCAGAGGAGGCUGGGAGAGCUUCUGUCACGUGAUGGGUGAGCGUCCAGUUACCAGUUUGCCAAAACAGUGCGCGGUGUGUGACGUAUUGAAAACUCGGCCAUGUCAGUGACGUCUGCCCUUAGCUAAGGAACUUGGAAAACACAGAGCAACGACGGGUGGGUGUUCACUGAAGCAUACCCACUAGGCAGUCAAGCGCAUUAGGAGAGUAUGUGUGCGGGUACGUGCGUGUGUGUGUGUGCGCGCGACAUUGUGAUACAAGUGCUACCAUGCAUGUUUUUCUUAAAAAAACUUUCUGUGUGUUGAGGUGAAGUCCUCGGCCGGUCGCAUACAUGUAAAACAGUAAUAAUUGUACAAACUGUUUGCUAGCAACGUCAAGAGUUUGAAAUCAGAUAAAACUAUAAAACAUUUGCGAACUGACGACUUGUCACCCACUGGGCUUUGAAAACUUGGAGAUUUUCUUUUAAACAUGAAAGUGUUUGCUUAUUAUGUAAUAGAUGAGUUACCAUGUCUAGAGUGCAAAGGUUGUCCCUCAAAAACAAGACACGUCUAUCAUAGGGCAUGCCUUAAGCUUGUUGACAGAAUUUGAUAUAUUGGUGUAAGAAGUAGUAAAGCUGGGAUAGAUGUUAAAAAAAUCUCAUCUCGGUGAAAAUUUAACGAUUAAGUCUGCACUCGGUGAACGUUGUGAGCGAAGAAACAACAUUACUUUGUUUCUCCCUGUAUAGUGUGGCCAUCAGAUGACACGUUGUCCAAGACCUGUACGUCUGUAUAGUCGUGCAUCAGACUUGUCUGCAUCGUUUUCUAUUUUAGCAUUUCACGCUUUCAUCGACGGGAUAAUGACAAACGUGGCUUGAUUUGUUGUUUUGUGGGCAAACUGUAUUAAUAGUAGUGUAAAUUAUUAAGAAAGAAAAAAAUGAGAGAGAGAGAAGUUGAAACCCAUGACAAGACUAUGAAAACUGUGGGUGAGAGAGAGAGAGAGAAAAAAAAAAUGAGUGGAAAAGUGUUUGAGUGUAUAUGCGUGGGUUUGUGUGGAUAGAUAUCAAGACUUCGCGAGCAAGAACGUGUACUGUAGCUGAUUUAUAUUUCGUCUUAAUAUUUCUCUAUGUGCAGAUGUUUUCUCAUGUACAGACUGUCCAUCAAGAUGCAUACGAUGAUGUUUGAGUCGGAGAGCACGAUUGAAUGAGUGGUAGGGUGGUGCAUGGGUACAUCCCGUCUGUGUGCAGAGCUUGUGACAACAGUCUCAUGUACUCAUCCAUAAUACACGGAUGUCUCCUCUUUUCAAAUCCUUAUCCACAUCCUACGUUGCUUUAUAUGGAUCGAACUUUUGUUGCAAAGAGUUCAGUUAAGAUGGCCGAUGUUCAUGAGCUUUUUUGUUUUUCUUUUGCACUCUUUGCCUCUGUGGUGUAAGCCGGCUUUGAACAAAAAAAUAAAAAAUCAAUACGUUAGAAAAUCA
Pomacea canaliculata is the source of this 5364-nucleotide messenger RNA. RefSeq names its product tumor necrosis factor receptor superfamily member 16-like. The transcript has 5 exons. Gene Ontology annotation, biological process: Rho protein signal transduction. Gene Ontology annotation, cellular component: plasma membrane; cell surface. NCBI's taxonomy places the organism in Eukaryota, Metazoa, Mollusca, Gastropoda, Architaenioglossa, Ampullariidae. The record is from RefSeq and is a predicted model, not a curated record. Gene Ontology annotation, molecular function: coreceptor activity; death receptor activity; nerve growth factor binding. Bases 1923 to 2939 code for a protein of 338 amino acids.